AUUUUCGUGUCUCCCAAACACGUUUCUUUUCUCUUCAGAGAAGGGAGAGAAGAUAAAGGGGAAAAAACAAAACAAAAUUAAUCAAAGUUUGAAAUAAAAAUUCAAACUUUUGAAGAUUUUUGGAAUCUCACAACUGUCACCAGUGUUCAUCCAUUCAGAUUGGGCCCUAGAUCUGAUCGAGCAAUGCGCUUUUCUACCCGAGGAGGGUUUCGUGGCUGAAACCGUUUUGAUCAUCUGGUUGUUCUGGGAGUGAGGGAACUUGUCCAAGUUAAGAUCUUGAGCUGCAAUGCAGCAUUGAUUUCCUGAGUUUGCUCCUGGGUUGGGUUGUUUUGCUUAAAUUUGACUUGUUUCAGAUCAAAAUUUAUAUAAUGGUUUUUUGGGAAGAAUAUGUGAGCGAUGAAGUAAUGGGCACAUUUGCCCCUAUUGUGCUUUAUUGGGUAUAUGCUGGAUUUUAUCACUUGCUUCCACCUUUAGAAAAGUAUCGGUUGCAUCCUAAGAGAGACGAGGGAAACAAGAAUUUGGUGCCCUUUUCAACAGUUGUGAAGGGUGUUUUGCUUCAGCAGCUUGUUCAGGCAAUUGUUGCACUCUUCUUGCUGACUACAACAAAUGGAUCUGGGGUUAUAGUGCAGCCUUCUAUCCCCAAGCAAGUUCUGCAGAUCCUUAUUGCAAUGUUUGUGAUGGAUACUUGGCAGUAUUUUGUUCAUCGGUACAUGCAUCAGAACAAGUUUUUAUACCGCCAUAUCCACUCCCAGCAUCACAGGUUGGUUGUUCCUUAUGCAAUAGGAGCACUUUACAAUCACCCCAUUGAGGGUCUUCUACUUGACACCGUGGGUGGGGCAAUCUCAUUUCUGGCCUCAGGGAUGACUGCAAGAACAGCUGUUGUAUUCUUCUGCUUCGCUGUCAUGAAAACGGUUGAUGAUCACUGUGGACUGUGGUUGCCUGGCAACAUCUUCCAUUUAUUUUUCCAGAAUAACACAGCUUACCAUGACAUUCAUCAUCAACUACAAGGGCUGAAGUACAAUUAUUCUCAGCCAUUCUUUCCCUUAUGGGACAAACUUCUUGGGACAUACAUGCCUUUUAAUCUUGUAAGGAGGCCUGAAGGGGGUUUUGAGGCCAGGCCAGCAAAGGACUAGUUACCCUGUAAUUGUUGAAACUUUCAUCUGAUGGUAUCAUUUUUCCUUAGGACCAGAGGCUUUACUGUAGGCAUUUCUCAAGUUAAUUGGAGCUUACUGGCUUUUUCAGUUCAUGAAGUUACAGUAGGUUUGCCAAUCCACCUUGUGUAGCAUAACUAUGAUGAUGUGAUUAAGGAGCUUUUCAUUAUUUAUUUUCCAUGUACUUAAAAACAUUUUUGAAGGUGUAAGUUGCUAAAAGAGUACCAGGUUUUUG
Molecule: messenger RNA, 1386 nt
Organism: Abrus precatorius (Indian licorice)
Lineage: Eukaryota; Viridiplantae; Streptophyta; Magnoliopsida; Fabales; Fabaceae
Product: very-long-chain aldehyde decarbonylase GL1-9-like
Exons: 3
Coding region: 369-1133 (254 amino acids)
Biological process (GO): lipid biosynthetic process
Molecular function (GO): iron ion binding; oxidoreductase activity
Source: RefSeq, a predicted model, not a curated record